Messenger RNA from Chinchilla lanigera (long-tailed chinchilla), 1283 nucleotides. RefSeq names its product high mobility group nucleosomal binding domain 2 (gene Hmgn2). Lineage: Eukaryota; Metazoa; Chordata; Mammalia; Rodentia; Chinchillidae. Gene Ontology annotation, molecular function: nucleosomal DNA binding. Gene Ontology annotation, cellular component: nucleus; chromatin. The coding region runs from base 200 to 472 and encodes 90 amino acids. Gene Ontology annotation, biological process: chromatin organization. The transcript has 6 exons. The record is from RefSeq and is a predicted model, not a curated record.
CAGCUGGGCCAAUGAGCGGCGGCGGGAGGUGAAAUCCGGUUCUAACCGGUCCGGGGCUCCCAGCGCUAUAAAAACUUUAUAAACCCCCCGGAGCCCGAGCAGUGUGAAGAGGAAGAGGCGAGAACGACCCCCGGAUCGCCCAAAGCCGCGCGCCGCUGCAUCUCGUGUCCAGCGCCUGCGUCCCGCCGCCGUCGCCACCAUGCCCAAGAGAAAGGCUGAAGGGGAUGCUAAAGGUGAUAAAGCCAAGGUGAAGGACGAACCACAGAGAAGAUCUGCAAGGUUGUCUGCUAAACCCGCUCCUCCAAAGCCAGAGCCCAAGCCUAAAAAGGCCCCUGCAAAGAAGGGAGAGAAGGUACCCAAAGGGAAAAAGGGAAAAGCUGAUGCCGGCAAGGAUGGGAAUAACCCUGCAGAAAAUGGAGAUGCCAAAACAGACCAGGCACAAAAAGCUGAAGGUGCUGGAGAUGCCAAGUGAAGUGUGUGCAUUUUUGAUAACUGUGUACUUCUGGUGACUGUACAGUUUGAAAUACUAUUUUUUAUCAAGUUUUAUAAAAAUGCAGAAUUUUGUUUUACUUUUUUUUUUAAGCUAUGUUGUUAGCACACAGAACACUUCAUUGUUGUUUUGGGGGGAAGGAGCAUAUGUCAGUAGUACAAUGUCUCCAAAGCUGGAUUGGUGUGGGGAAAGCACCUUCCCCUGCUAGUUUUGAGAGACUUCCUCUUGACUCCCAGGAGGAGGGAUUCCCUGAUGUUGACACAUGUGGCCACCUUGGCAAAAAUGCCUUGUGGUAUGGGACAACUCCCAGUUCAUUCUAUGUCCUCCUUUCCUCUGCCAUCAGCAUAGACUUAACUCCCUUAAGCCCAGAGACCUCUUGGGACCUGAUUCCCAAAAUUGGUGUUACCAGUGUGUCAGGCAAUCUGGACUUGCCAGUAACGUUGAGAUGGUGUCCCACAAGAGCAAUUAUUUCCUUUUCUAGAUUGUGGAUCUUCAGAUUGAUAAUUCUGCCAUUUUCAUUUCCUGAAAGUCAGGGUCGGCUUGUGAAAAGUUGUUAAACAACAUGCUAAAUGUGAAAUGUCAACCCUCACUCUAAACUUUCCCUACUUCAGAGCCUCAAAUGAAGACUUCAUUGGAUUUUAUAGUGGCUUUCUGAUUUUUGGUAGUCCAUCCAAGAAGGGAGUUUGAAAGUUGUUGUAUACUGUUAACGAUUGUGUGCCCAUGUCCUGCCUGAAAUACCAUGAUUGUUUAUGAAAAGUAUCUUUAAUAAAGCUGGAUACAGUUUGGCUUGGAA